AUGUCAGACCCAUCGAUCUACACAUACCCCUCUCCUCUUGAAGGAUAUCAGAAUUUGCCUCCACUCUCAGACGAGAAGAACGCAGAUGGCAAGUCAUACGUAAACCCACCAGCAGAGAAGCUGAGUCCAGCAUACGACUCCUUCACCUCACCUAUCACAAACGACGAACGCGGCGGCUUCGACGUCCACAUCUACUUCCAACAAAACAUCGACACGGAAGUAAAAUUCGCAACCGAACUCUGGGAACGUAUAAGACGAGAAUUCCCCGAACUUCGCGUCUACAGAAUCUGGGAUAAACCAAUCGGUCCUCAUCCCAUCGCCAUGUUCGAAGUCAACUUGUUUACGCCAGCUCAAUUUGGUGCUUUUGUGCCAUGGUUGGUUAUCAAUCGUGGUCCGUUGUCGGCGUUGGUGCAUCCGAAUACUGGUGAUGAUAUUCGGGAUCAUACUCAACGUGCUACUUGGCUAGGACAGCCAUUUCCUCUUCAAGUUGGUCUGCUUAGGCGGUUGUUGGAGAAACAGGCUGAAGCUGCCUAA
Molecule: messenger RNA, 534 nt
Organism: Aureobasidium subglaciale EXF-2481
Lineage: Eukaryota; Fungi; Ascomycota; Dothideomycetes; Dothideales; Saccotheciaceae
Exons: 3
Coding region: 1-534 (177 amino acids)
Source: RefSeq, a predicted model, not a curated record